This is a messenger RNA of Gossypium raimondii (Peruvian cotton), 682 nucleotides long. RefSeq lists its product as uncharacterized. The record is from RefSeq and is a predicted model, not a curated record. NCBI's taxonomy places the organism in Eukaryota, Viridiplantae, Streptophyta, Magnoliopsida, Malvales, Malvaceae. Bases 100 to 441 code for a protein of 113 amino acids. The transcript has 6 exons.
GCAGUUUGGUCAUAAUAAGAUGAUUAGAAUCAUGCUUGUAAACCUUCAGUCAAAAGGAGAUACAAAUUAUUGAGGAUUAUUCUCAAACAGCUGGGAGACAUGGAUGAACAAGAAUUUCGGCGCCUUCUUGAUCUCUUCCCUGUUGUUCGAUCUGGUGAUUACCAUGCCGAGUCUGCUUCAUCUAGACAAGCAGCUUCUUGUUCAGCAUCAAAUGAGGCGAUUAAGGACUGGCAAGAUGCAUGGCAUGAUGAAAGAAAAGAAACAGAGAAUCAAGGAACUGAUCUGCACGAUAAGUUCUGGCAGAAGCUAAAGUUGACAGCUGAGAAGAAGGUUGGUGCAGCAGAGGCAGACAAACUUUGCAAGGCUUUUCAACACGUUCACAGGAAACUUGUGUACGAGGGGCUGAGUUUUGAAGCUGCUCAGAAGUUCCUAAACUCAUGAAACUGCUGAAGAGAUAGUCCCUUCAUGGCUAAUACCUGUUUUAUAUUGUUAGGUUCUUUUCUUCAUCUGUUUUUUUCCCCUUCUUGGUUAUGAAGAAGUUGCAGAACCUGUUUUGGGAAAAUUUAUGAUAAAAAAACUAUUCUUGUUGUGCAUUGUUAAAUGAGUUUCAUCGUAUUUGACAGUCAUUCUCAAUGUAACCUACAUUCAAAAGAUUAAGACAUCCUAGACUUUCAAUUUUAUA